Messenger RNA from Linum tenue, 708 nucleotides. NCBI's taxonomy places the organism in Eukaryota, Viridiplantae, Streptophyta, Magnoliopsida, Malpighiales, Linaceae. The record is from the annotation of a GenBank genome assembly.
AUGUCUCCCGGCCGCUUAAGUUUCCUGGUUCUCAUAAUCAUUGCCUCGUCAGCCUGUACCAUCUACGGGGGCAGUGACGUGGACUUCCAGGUCAUCAACAACUCCCCGACCACCAAAGGCGGAGUCCGAUUCAUGCACGAAGUCGGACUCAACUAUACAAGGUAUAAAAUGGCGGUGGCCUCGCAGUUCAUAUGGCAGAACAUCUUUCACCAAUACAAGCCUUGCGACAGAAGAAACUACCAGCAGGUCAAGCUGUUCAUCAACGUCUUCAACGCCUCAAAAGUGGCCUACACGGGCAGCGGCGAGAUCUACUUCAGUGCUAACUACCUGGAGAAGUACCCCACCCGCUACCUGCGAAGGGAGUUCACAGGGAUAAUGUACCGCGAGAUGGCACGCGUGUGGCAAUGGAACGGCGACGGCCAGGCUAAUCCUGGGUUGAUAGACGGGAUAGCCAAUUACGUGCGCAUGAAGGCAAAUCUUGCACCGGUCGGUCAGUCAACCAAACCCAAGUGUGGUGGCAGAUGGGACCAGGGUGGGGACGUUACAGCCAGGUUUUUGGAUUACUGUGACAGCAUGAGGAAAGGGUUCGUAGCGGAUCUGAAUAUGAAGAUGAAGUAUAGCUACAGCGACAACUACUUUCAGCAGCUUCUAGGAAAGAGUGUGAAUCAGGUUUGGCGGCAGUAUAAGAAGAAGUACAACCGUGGCUAA